CAGACCUGCCUCCACAGAACUCCGAGAAAUCUGCCCCCUGAUGGACACGUGGAGCCACAGCCAAGGUUCUGACUGUGUGCAGCCUCCUCUCCCUGGCUGUAGAAAGCUCGCAGCAAAGCAGGAGUGCAAAAACAUUGGAAAAGACCCAUCUCAGUAACAACCCACAAGAAGCUGAGUUAAAGGGUGGUUUUUGUCCUUUUAGUCAAGCUUAUUUUUCUAUAGAAAUCGGGGAACUACCGGAAAGGUUGUUGUGUUUCUUUGUUUGUGUAGUAAGCUUCCAUUUCAAUCACAAAACACAUGCUCUAGGUGACUUGUCUAUUUAAAAGGCUGUAGGAACUUGGUGGGACAAGAUGUUUAGUUUAGUAUAGUUUCAUUAAAAAGUUCUUAUCUUUUAUAUUAUAUCAAUAUUAAGGUAUGAUGUAUAUCUCUAUAGGAGGUGGAAGUAGUUGUCGCAGUAACUUUACUACUUAAACAUCACCCUAUAAACAAUAUUGAGUAACCGUUUGAUGAUUAAUCAAGAUUUCAAACGUUUUUUUCCCUUAGUUGCAGCUUCUCUGAUUUUCAAAAUACUGUAUACAGUUUAUGAAGUGAGGGAAAGAUAAUCAGUAAUAAAUAUCAGUUCAUAUAACUAUCAUAUAAUAUACCAUAUUUUUGCAAAUGGCAUUAUUCAUUGAACCUUGGUAGACACUCAGACAAGGUCCUUGCCUACAAAGCAUCUAAAAAGCCUGUUCCAAGAAAAGGAUUUUUAUUUUAAAGUGAUUAUACAAUACAAACAUACCCAUGUGGGUAGAUUAAAUUCCAAAAUGUUACGUACUGGACCUUUGAGGUUGGCCAAGUGGAAAGGGAACCUGGCUUGUAACUGAAGGGUUGCCAGUUUAAGGCAUCCUCUACCAGAAACCUUCCUAAUUCUAGGAAGGUUACCAUUUUACUGCUUAUAUAUUACGUAAUAAGUAAAUAUGCGAAGGCUUGAGAGCCUAAUUAUGAUGACAUUAAUGGACAGGAAGUUGGCGAAGAGUCCUCCAAAAAUGAAAUCACUGAGAGCAGCUUUAUUAUAUCUUUAUGUGCUCAUGUGAGUUUGACCUUCAAAAGUCAGUCCACAUUCGGUCAACUACACAAGUUCUUGUUUCCAGAACAAGGUUAUUGUAUUAUUUGACAUCCGUUCUUUUGGAUUUGAGAUUCCACACGUGUUAGAAAUUGCAGCAGUUAUGGCUUCUGUCAUUUUCUCUAAACCGGAUUAGUCUGUCUGGCUCUGCACAAUCACAGAUGGUUGACAACUUUUUUUAAGGCAACACAUCAGACAAGAGAAGAUUGGCACUGACUCUACCGCUGUCCACUAACAUUUCCCUUAUCCUCCAAACUCUUACUCUUACAAAGGAGGAAAAAGUUGUGUGUUCUCGUUGUACCUCUCCCCUACUGUCCUAGAAACACAGAAAAACUGUAAUCGCGUAGAAAAAUACACUCAACUCAUCUCAUACACGUAAGAUGCUCAGUUAAUCCCAUCAUCUAGCAUUAUCUUUUUUAACAAAAUCAAAACCAAUCCCCUGCAGGGAAAGAAAACUAGAAAAACUCCUAAUCUUCUUCUUUGUAAUCCUCAAAAUGACAGAUAUAUUAUUCAGCAUGGGUUAUGUUUGGCUUUGGGUGUGAAUGGGCCAAACAAAGAGCACAGGAGCUGGAUCAGAGCUGGGAGCAUAUGUACAGCAUCAGGUAACACAGAACAGUGUUUAAUUACAUCCUUGGUUCUGACGGCCCAGACUGAACUUGUCCCUGGACGAGCAGCCAGAUGUCAUCCCCCUCCACUCAGUCACACACACACACACACAUGCCAUUGUCUUCAGUAUUAAUUUGAGCCGGACCUUGCCCUCUUGACAUGGCUUGAUUCAUGAGGAGACGAGACACAGACUCUGAAUAGUUGAUGAGCUGGUGAGAAAAGAAAAGAGGUGUAUCGGGCUAGGGUGGGGGCAGAAAUAGAGCGAGGCUGACAGAAAGGGAGGGAUCUGGAAGGCGCGUGUGCACUCACUCUGCUCCACACAGCUUCAGCAACGCACUGAGGUUGGAAAAUUACCUUGUGACCAAAGAGGGGGGGGGGAGGUCAGGACUGGUGCAGUCAUAGACAGAGAAGAAGAUUAGAAGAAGAGGAAGCUGCAGGAGGGGAGGAUGGACAGUGCGAGCAGCUGAUCAGAGAGGACCGAGCCGAGUUGGGGACAUGGAGAAGCUGAAAGGUCCCGGCAUCCCCACGGUGGCCACCUGUGGAUGGAGAGCCCUGCUUCUCCCGCAGCUGAACAGGCAGUCGCUGUACGUGUACGGCAGCGAGGUGGCCGUGGAGAAGGAGUGCAUCAAACAGCUGCAGAGCGGAAUCUUUGUCAUUCACCCGUUCAGCCUCAUGAGGAGUUACUACAUCAUGGCCAUGAUGGCCAUUACGUUCCUGAACCUGAUCGGGAUUCCCAUGGAGAUCGCCUUCCUGGACGCCACCAGCGGUUUGGCGUGGGAGGGAUUUAACGUGUUUUCAGACACUCUGUUCCUGAUAGACGUGGCUCUGAAUUUCCGUAUGGGCUUCAUAGUCGAGGACAGCGAGGAAGCCGUUCUGGAUAUCAAGCGGAUCCGGCUCAAUUACCUGAGGACAUGGUUCAUACCAGAUGUCAUAGCUGCUUUCCCGAUUGGCUACAUUCUGCUGUUUGCGGGGUUACACUACCAUAACGACGACAAUCCCUCCAAGACCAACAAGGUGAUGAGGAUCCUGAUGUUUGUGCGGAUCAUCAGCCUGAUCCGCCUCGCUCGCGUGUCCAGGCUCGUCAGGUUCUUCAACGAGGUGGAGAAAGUGUCAAAUGCGAACCUGGAGGUGGUCCGCCUCUUCUUCCGCGUCUUAUCUUUGUUCAUGAUGAUUUUCCUUCUGUGUCACUGGAACGGCUGCAUCCAGUACUUUGUCCCCAUGCUGGAGGAGUUCCCCACCGACUGCUGGGUCCGCAGGGGAAACCUCAUGAAUGCUACAGUGAUCGAGAAGUACUCCUGGGGAGUUUUCCGAGCUCUCUCCCAGAUGAUCGCUCUCUCUUACGGCUCUGAGGACGCUCCAACAAAUUAUAUCGAGAUGUGGAUCGUCAUGGUGAGCAUGGUGUCCGGCUGUCUGAUGUACACCGUCCUGGUGGCCAACGCCACCGCCAUGAUCGUCAACGUCGACCCGGCGUCCAAGGAGUACAAGAGCAAGAUGAGCCAUUUGGAGCACUACAUGACCUUCAUGAAGCUGCCGCCCGAACUGCAGCUGCGUAUCACCACCUACUACCAGGCGCGCUACGGCGGGAAGUGGUUUGACGAGAAGGACAUCAUGGACACGGUGUCGUCAGCGCUUAAGGAGCAAAUCCUGACGGUGAUGUGCAGCAAGCUGCUGAGGAAAGUUCCCAUGUUUCACAGCCUGGACGAAAGCUUCAUUAGGGCCGUCCUCUGCAAACUGGAGUAUGAGGUCUUCCAGGCGGCAGACGUGGUCGUGCGGGAGGGCGUCCCGGGAAACCGCAUGUACUUCAUCGAACACGGCCAGGUCCUCAUGGAGUCGGACUCCUACGAGAAGGAGCUGUGCGAUGGAGACUAUUUUGCAGAGACAUGCAUGCUGACCAAAGGCAAACAUCUGGCCACAGUGACGUCGCUGACCGACUGCCAGUGCUUCACUCUGUCCCAUGCCAACCUCCAGAAGGCGCUGGAGGGCUUCCCGGAUCUGAAGAAGGACUUUGACAAACUGGCUCUGCUCAGCACAGAUUGUGGAUCCGUGUAAGACCAAAUACGUUGUCUUUUUUUUUUUUUUUUACUCUAUGCCGCAGAGAUUACUAAGGACAAUUUAUGUGAUGAUGGACUAAAAAAGACUGAGGCUGUCUCUUCAUGUGGACACGUACCUCACAGAUGAGAAGGACGGGUUACUUACUCAUGUUAUUAGCAAUAAAUAAUCAACAUUAUCACAACUCCACAUUAAAAACGGGUCAAACAUCUGAUGUCUGAUAAUAAACAUCUGUCUGUCCACGUG
Solea senegalensis (Senegalese sole) is the source of this 4003-nucleotide messenger RNA. It is a transcript of the gene hcn5, whose product is annotated as hyperpolarization activated cyclic nucleotide-gated potassium channel 5. Gene Ontology annotation, cellular component: membrane. Lineage: Eukaryota; Metazoa; Chordata; Actinopteri; Pleuronectiformes; Soleidae. The transcript has 12 exons. Bases 2204 to 3757 code for a protein of 517 amino acids. Gene Ontology annotation, biological process: monoatomic ion transport; transmembrane transport. The record is from RefSeq and is a predicted model, not a curated record. Gene Ontology annotation, molecular function: monoatomic ion channel activity.